This is a messenger RNA of Mycosarcoma maydis (corn smut), 2193 nucleotides long. RefSeq lists its product as uncharacterized. Gene Ontology annotation, molecular function: poly(A) RNA polymerase activity; mRNA binding. Lineage: Eukaryota; Fungi; Basidiomycota; Ustilaginomycetes; Ustilaginales. Gene Ontology annotation, biological process: RNA 3'-end processing. The record is from RefSeq and is a predicted model, not a curated record. The transcript has a single exon. Gene Ontology annotation, cellular component: TRAMP complex; nucleolus. The coding region runs from base 1 to 2193 and encodes 730 amino acids.
AUGCCCGUCUCGACCAAUGAAAAGGAGUUUGGCGCUCAGGACUUUAUCGCCUUCGACUUCGGCGCAGAUCAAGACGACGCUGGUGUCGCCCCUGAAUCAUCAACGCAAUCGAAAGCAAGUCGUGUGCCCAAGGAAGCUAAGGACGGAAGCGUAUCGCAAAAGGGCAAGAAGCGCAAGGCAGACGAGCGUGAAGACGAUGGACGCUCUAAAAAGGAGCGAGAGAUGGCUCGCUCGCGCCAUACACCAUGGUCCGCAGAUGUAGAAUGGAACAAAUGCCAGAACGGUGCAGAAGCGUUGCAUCGCGAGCUCAUCGCAUUCGAUUACUGGAUGACCCCCACCGCCGCAGAGCACGAGACUCGCUGUAUGGUCAUCGAGCUCAUCAGUCGCGCCAUCAAGUCUCAAUUCCGUGACGCAGAGGUGUACCCUUUCGGAAGCCAGGAAACCAAGCUUUACCUGCCUCAAGGCGAUCUCGACCUGGUCGUCGUCAGCAACUCCAUGGCCAACUUGCGCGUACAGUCGGCGCUUCGCACUAUGGCUGCCUGUUUGCGACGCCACAACCUUGCCACUGACGUUCAAGUGAUUGCCAAGGCCAAGGUGCCCAUCAUCAAAUUUGUCACCACCUACGCCCGUUUGAAGGUCGACAUUUCGCUCAACCACACCAACGGUCUCACCACGGCCAGCUACGUCAACAGUUGGCUGCGCAAGUGGCCUCACAUCCGACCGCUCAUCCUGGUUGUAAAGUAUCUGCUCAUGCAGCGAGGCAUGAGCGAAGUUUUUUCGGGAGGUCUGGGAAGCUACAGCGUAAUCAUCAUGGUCAUUAGCUUUCUGCAGCUCCAUCCAAAAGUGCAAAGGGGCGAGAUCGAUGCCGACAGAAGCUUGGGCGUCCUCCUCCUCGAGUUCUUGGAACUCUACGGCAAAAACUUUGGCUACGAUAACUGCGGCAUUUCCAUCCGUGGUCGUGGCGGCUAUUUCAGCAAAGCUCGUCGUGGAUGGAAGGAUGAGAGGCGCCCCUUCAUGCUCUGCAUCGAGGAUCCGCACGAUCCCUCGAACGAUAUCUCGAAAGGUUCGUUCGGCAUUAUCAAUGUAAGAUCGACUCUAGCAGGUGCCUUCGACAUCCUCACUGCUGCAAUUUGUCAGCAAGCCAACGAGGGAAGCUCGUCAUUGCAGAAUGGCACGGGCGCCAAGGGUCAUGGCGAUCCGUCGCGUAGCAAGCACCGCCGUUUCUCUGUUGAUUCCGAUUCCGAUUCCGAUGCUGAAGCGAGGCGGGCGCUGGUGCGCGACUCGACCGCUCAAGGCGGCAAGGACGACAAGGACCCUAAUAGCCUCCUCGGCACCAUCCUUGGCAUCUCAAACCCAGUUGUCCGGCAGAGAAAGGAGAUGGAGGAGCUCUACUACUCUGGCUCGCUUCAGUUCAAAUUGGGGAGACCAGCACCUCCACGUAGUCCGCCUCCAGCGCGACCCUCCACUUAUUCCCGGGAACAACCUCUAGAGUCCCGUGCUUCUGCGUCCGCCUCUUUGACAGCAAACGACCGAUCCUCUGGCAAGGCCAAAGUCCGAAGCGACACUGGCGUGGUCUCGAUCGAUGAUGUUAGAGGCACAGCCGGGCGCGGCCAGAUGCCCAUUUUGUCCAUCCGCGGAGCUGCUUCUGCAGCGAACAAGUCUAGCGGUGCGUCGGCCACGACGAAUGGACGAGAGGCAAGGCGUCGGCAGGAAGCCAGUAUUGCAGUCCCGCAAGGUGUAAGCCAAGAUGCUUCCAAUCAUGUCAGUUCGAAGAAAGCAAGGCGCGAAGCGGAUAGCGACGAAGAGGACUCUCGGUACAGCGCAGGCCGAUCGGCGAAAGCCAACGCAAAUGGUUCUGCAAGCAAACGCGCGCGCAGGGUUCACUCCGAGAUCACGCAGGCCGACCUGGAAGACUUGUCCCAAGCUGCGCCAUCCACAUUCGUGUCUGAAGAAGACUCGGACGACCAGAUGGCGCGUGACGACGACAAGAUGCAACUGCCCACGCUCUCUGGCACCAGCAGCGCCAAGUCGUCGCCAAAGCUGGGCACCGCGCCAGCGAGAGCCCUGUCCCGCAUCUCAUCGCGCACCAAGAAUGAUUUCUGGACCGCGAAAGGUGUUGAUCACAAGUCCAACGAAUCUUCGCUCUCUCCGCCACCCUCGAGUAAGGCUGUGUCAGAUCAACAACCCACUUGA